Messenger RNA from Cladophialophora immunda, 1252 nucleotides. RefSeq lists its product as uncharacterized. The transcript has 2 exons. The record is from RefSeq and is a predicted model, not a curated record. NCBI's taxonomy places the organism in Eukaryota, Fungi, Ascomycota, Eurotiomycetes, Chaetothyriales, Herpotrichiellaceae. The coding region runs from base 162 to 1211 and encodes 349 amino acids.
CUCACCAUCUCUUGGAAUUCCACCAUCUUGCGAGCGAGGAGAGCAGUCACACUUCCUUUUUCCAGCACCGCGUCGUUGCGCCCUUAUCAGGAACGGAGCAGCCACACCCAGAAAAGUGAUCAGCUCUCCAAUCACGUCAUUUUCAUCCUUUUGUUUCCGUGAUGAGCGUUAGCCACCCUACAUCACCGGAGACUUCUACCUUUAACGGCAAGCAUGUGCAGGCCAACGAUGAGCUGGCCGCUCAGUCCCAGGUACCGGUGAUGCUCCAUGUGCAUGAUUUGCCCCAGCUCUAUCAAAAACCGUCAGCAUCCGCGCUCCUUCGUGUUUUGGAUCUUCUCGUGUCAGAACCGCCGAGCUUUUCAUCUUCGGGGAACGCCACCCGUCCCAAAGUGAGCGAACAGGGAGUUCCGAGAUAUCUCACCUCAAUUGUCUCGUCCGGUCUGAAUUGGAUUGAGGAUGAGGACCAAAGGGAUGCGAUAUGGAGCGCUGCAAGUGCCCGGCUAAGUGAGCGUUCGGGGAGAAAUGCAAUGCCUGCAAUGACACGGUCGUUCGAGAUUAGUGAUGACCUUACUAUCAACUUGCAUGAGCCUACCUUGACGGAAGAUAAUCUAGGGCUCAAGACCUGGACCUCGUCGGUCUUGCUGUCACGUCGGCUUCAAGAUUGUCGUCAAUACAUUCCAAUUGAAGUCACUCGAGUGUUGGAGCUAGGUGCUGGCACAGGUUUGGUGGGAAUUUCAGCUGCUUGCAUAUGGAAAACACAUGUGCUUCUAACUGACCUUCCGGAGAUACUCCCAAAUCUUCGGCGGAAUCUUGAGCAGAAUGGAGAUUUGAUCACAAUGAGCGGCGGAAGUACCGAGUCCCGGGCACUUGACUGGGCUGAUGAGAUGGAUACGCCGCGACGCGACGAGGACAAAUUCAUGGUCAUUGUUGCGGCCGAUUCUAUCUAUUCAGCUGAACACCCGAAGCUGCUUGUGAAUGCUGUAAGCCGCUGGAUUUGUGGCUCACCAGAGGCCAGACUCAUCGUGGAACUACCGUUACGUGAUCGUUAUGACGAGGAGAGACAAAGUCUGCGCAAUACAUUGCAACAGCAGAUGUUCGAGUUGAUUGUCGAGGGAACAGAGGUCGGGUUUGACGAUUGGUACCAGCGAGAUGGUAGCCCAUCGGAAGUCAUAUGUUGGUGGAGUAUAUGGAGACCCAUUCUUCAAGUCUGACCGGAGCUGUUCAAAGGCACCAUGUAUCUUGUAUCUCAAGC